Messenger RNA from Symbiodinium sp. CCMP2592, 3852 nucleotides. The record is from the annotation of a GenBank genome assembly. Lineage: Eukaryota; Dinophyceae; Suessiales; Symbiodiniaceae.
AUGGCAUUGCACGAGGAGCCGGCGACAUGGACACGACCACCUUGCUUCGUUGUUGCAGGAGUGCAUAGUGGUGUUGGCAAGACUUCUGUGGCUGUGGGGUUGAUGGUUGCGCUCCGUCGGCGAGGCCUUCGGGUACAGCCCUUCAAGGUGGGACCUGACUUUUUGGACCCCAUGCACCACACAGCUGCUUGUGGUGUGCCAUCGGUCAACUUGGACGGUUGGAUGCUGGGCAAGAGUGGCUGCCAGGAGUCCUUUCAAGCGGCAUGUGCAAGGAGCUGUGCGGAUGUAGCGGUUGUAGAGGGGGUCAUGGGCCUUCACGACGGCUUGGACGGCCGUAGCGAUGCCGGCAGCACUGCAGAGCUGGCCAAGUGGCUCCACGCGCCAGUUGUGUUGGUGGUGGAUGCAUGGUGCCUUUCUCGCAGUGCAGCUGCGAUGGUGUUGGGCUACACCGUGUUUGACCCUGAGGUGCUUGUCAAGGGUGUGGUAUUCAACCGUGUGGCAGGUGAUUCACAUGCAGAGUGGCUGCGUGAGGCGAUGCGCUCCACUCCGGCUGUGUCGCACUUGUCCGUGUUGGGCUGUUUGCCAAAGGAUGCCAGCGUGCGUGUUGCAGAGCGGCAUCUGGGCCUGUGCAUGCCUGGCGAGGGGGAUGCCCCUCACUUGGAGGCGCUGGGCAAUCUUCUGGCCAACAACAUGGACAUUGAGGCUCUCAUGUUUAUGGCAAAGGAGGGUAUACCUGAGACAUGGCGAACACGUCCAGCAAGCAGUUUGCCCAGCCAGCGAUCUCCACCGGUGCGCAUUGGAGUUGCCAAAGACGAGGCUUUCUGUUUCUACUACGAGGACAACCUUCGGCUGUUGGAAGCGGCUGGGGCAGAGUUGGUGAGGUUCUCUCCGCUUACAGACCCUGUGCUGCCAGCAGACUUGCAAGCACUCUACUUCGGAGGUGGAUAUCCAGAACUGCACGGAGCAAAACUGGAAGGCAACGCCGGCUUGCGCAAGUCUGUGCACGACUUCUGCAAACGAGGUGGUCUUUGCUGGGCAGAGUGUGGAGGUCUGAUGUACCUUGCCCAGACCAUGACUGUGCGUGCCAAGGAUGAAACGAGUGGCGCGCGGCGGAGAUUUCAGAUGGCUGGCGUAUUGCCUUUUGACGUCUCGAUGACUGACCGCAUGGUCAUGGGCUACUGCACCUCAAGACCCAGUCCUGCAGUUGCCUCGCUGCUGCAGAUACCGAGCCUCGUGGAAUUCCGAUGCCAGCAAUAUCACUUCUCAGAAGUAACUUUGAACGGAGAGCCAGCUGAGCUGGUUGAUGCCGAUGGCCGCAGUAUGGGCUUGUGCGGCGUCGGUUUAGCCGCUUACCAAACUCGCAUGGAGCGCCCAGGUGCUGAGUUUGUUCCAGAGGGCAUCUUCUGCCGCUCCACUGUAGCCUCCUAUUGCCAUGUCCACUUCCGAGCCGCCGAAGGAUUGGCAGAGGCCUUGGUGACUGCAGCACGGCGCUGCUUGACGGUGGUGUCUCUCCUGCCAAGUGGCACGGAAGCCUUGUGUUCUAUCCCUGGCGCCUCUGAACGUUUGGUGGCUGUCAGUGCACACUGCGACUACCCAGCAGAUGUCCUUCAGCUGCGCAAAGCCACACGCAAUCUCAUCCACAUCGACGGGCGCAGCUCUGAAGAGGUGGAGGAGCAGGUGCAGAAGCUGCUAGCAGACGGCGUCACAGACUUCCAUCCCAUCGACGUGGACUGGCUUCGCUCUGCCCGCCCAGGGGUGGUGCUGUCGCAGGAGAGCUGCCCUACGUGCGAUGCGAGUACAUCGGCCGUGGGCCGUGCCUUGUCAGCUGCAGGCCUCGAGUCAAAGAGGUCGGUUGCCGUGGGUGCGACCACAGUAGACGAGAUUCUAGCUACUAUCGAAAUUAUUGGGCACGUCAUUGGAGAACAGGCGGCUGCAAUGUCUGUCACACAGGGCCUCCAACGCCGACUGGAUCGUGUGGUCCAAGUGGUGCGAGGCAUGGGUGCUCCCCGCGUGCUGGGCUUGGAGAGCGUUUGUCCCCUCGUGGCUUCUGGACAGUGGCUGCCAGAUAUGAGGCAACGUGCUGGUGGAUCGGAUGCCCUUGGGGAUGCACCUGGCGCAAAGCCUCGGCGACUGUCUUGGGACGAGGUAGCAGGCUGCGACGCCGACGUCAUCGUGGUGUCUUGCUGCGGCCGGAGUGCGACCGAGGCAGCGGAGGACGUCGUGAAUCACUUGGUGGCCAGGCCUGGUUUCUGGCAGCUGCCUGCAAUGCGGCACACGCCUGCUAGAUUCUAUGUUGUUGGGCAUGCCCUUCUUUCACGCCCAGGACCGCGGAUUAUUGAUGGUAUCGAGCAGUUAGCCAGUCUGAUACACCCUGGCUGUCUGCCAGUCCACCACGCUCGAGAUGCAUUACGGCUGCAGGGAGGCAUAAACGGUGUGGACUGGUUAGCUGUAUGUCCGGACUUUGACCCGGCUGCAGCUCCGCGGGAACAUGCCACCAAAUCAACUUGGAGGGCAAUCUGCAGCAACAGGGAAGGAUGCCAACAUGGCCAGCCGACUUCUGCAGCCCACACCCUUGUUUCUGGCGUUCUGGAGGGUGAGCUGGUGCUCUCCCAGCUUUCCGGAUCGCGCCCCUGCGAUUUAUGGCGCGGCAAGCUUGCGUCUGGAGGCAUAAUCUGGCAGCAGCAGGCUUGCUCCAAAGUCAGCGGUGAGAUUGGGCCGACUCCGCGAAGUCGCCACUGUGUGGCUAGAUGGGGCAACGUUCUCUUGGUCUUCGGCGGCCGGUGCCCCAAAAGCGGGCAGGCCCUCGCGCAUCUGGAACUCUUGCAUCUAGAGACGUUUUGCUGGACCCAUGGGAGCACCACCGGGCCAGAGCCAGCACCCCGCGAAGAUGCCAGUUUGGUCAUUGAUGACAGAGGAUCCCGUGCUGUAAUUUUUGGAGGUUCAGACGGCAGCGCAUACUUGGCCGACAUUCAUGUUCUGGAUCUCGCGGCCUGGCGAUGGGAGCAAGUAGAAUGUGGUCCUAGUCCCUGUCCACGAGGCCGCCACGUAGCUUGCGCGUGGGGCACGGAAGGGAUGCUUGUGCAUGGGGGCCACGGAGCACACAGUGAACUGGGAGAUUUGUGGCUUUUACGCUGGCGCGGGCCAGCUCAGUGCUGGGCUUGGGAGAAGCUCUUUGAUGACAACGCUGUCAUCAGCCCUCGCUUUAGUCAUGCAGCUGCCGUGAUUGGGGACGCGUUGCUUAUCACGGGUGGUCAUGCAGCAGACGGCAUUCUUGCAGAGGCGGGCAUGUUCCUUCUGCGCACUCGCGAGUGGUUGUCUUUGCCUGGGCUUGGCCAGCCAGUGUGUGAGCACGGCCUAGUCGCGGCAGACAGUGGCGUGCUCAUCUGGUCGAGCUCGGAGGGUACAGAAGAUGCAGAUGGCAGAGUUUGCGCAUGGCUGCUCCCGUACAGGGAGCUGUGGGCAUCAGCCAUGGGCAGAGGUGGGGGCUCGGCCAUGACCUCUCCCUCCCGUGUUAGUGAAACCGGACUGCCAGCGUGGGACGACGCGGAUCCCUUGUCUCUGGAUGAAGUGAAGCGCAGCGCAGAUGCCGGCGACAACCGAGCGACUCAAGCAUUGACGGCUCUCCAGCGCCUCUCAUCGGAGAAGCGUUCGCAAGCAACCUGGUCCAUGCUUCAUCGGCUGGCCACCUUGCAAGGAAGAUACCAAUACGAGGAUCCGGCUAGUGGCUAUGCUGUCUUCACCUCGACGUACCUCAAGAAGAGGCCAUGCUGUGGCUUUGGUUGCAGGCAUUGCCCUUAUGGGCACGCCAAUGUACCCAAAGCUGAGCAGGCAAAGGACGUGAUGGAUUGGUAA